Messenger RNA from Pelobates cultripes (western spadefoot toad), 32781 nucleotides. The record is from the annotation of a GenBank genome assembly. Lineage: Eukaryota; Metazoa; Chordata; Amphibia; Anura; Pelobatidae.
GGACGAUACUCAUCUGAUCCUGGCUUCUGAACAGGUAACAAUGGAGUAUUCCAGUGGGAAGUACAGAAUUUUAGGAUACCAUACCUUACGAACUUAUCCAAGUAGGUUUGUAUGUUUCUCUUUGCCUUUUGAAGUAUGUGGUACUGUCGUAGACUCACAGGAUAGGCCCCAAGCUUCAACUCAAUAUGUAUAGGUGGAAUAGUACGGGCAAGCCCUGGUGGAUUAUUUUCUGCCCAUACUCUUGGAAUGUCAAAUAGGGAUUCAUCACUCUUAGGGUUUACACUUGUCAUUAUCGUGUAGAAGCGCCAUUCUUCUUCCCUUGGCACCGAUAUCGCCAUUAUACCCGAUGAUCCAUUAAACUUCAGGGAUGUCGAUCCAUUGGGUAAAAAGGUUAUCUGGGCUUGAAGCUUUGAUAAUAAAUCUCAUCCUAGAAGUUGGAUUGGACACUCAGGCAUAUAUAGGAAUUGGUGCUUCACCAAAUGGCCUCCCAGAAUGCAAGUGCGACUCUUAAGAACCGGUCUAGCAGCGCUCUUCCCAGUUGCUCCUAUUACUGUUAUGGUUUUUCCUGAAGGAGGAGCAACUAAUUUGGUCACCAUGGAAUGUUCAGCCCCAGUAACAAUCAUGAAAGGACUUCUCUUUCCCCCAAUUGCUACAUCGACCAUAGGCUCCGCUCGGCCAAAGGGAAUGGAGCCCGGUCGGUAUCAAUAGUCCUCCAUAACAGUGUCAGCCAGAACCACAAAAUCUCUAUUCUUUCUCUAGGUCUCUGCGUGGGUGGAUAAUAUCUGUCCCCUUGAACACUUCCUCUAUUAUUCCCACUAUUUCCUUCAAAACUUCCUCUUCCUCUGCCUCUAUAGUUACCACCAUAACCUCCCCGCACUCUUCUCUCUUCUUGUCGGUCAUUUUCAUAAUGCGCUCUCUGCGGGCAUUCAUUCCUCCAAUGUCCUUCCUCUCUACAGUAUGCACACUGAUUCCUGCUUAGUGGUCCCCUAUUCAACCUAUUUUCAACUCCUCUAUUCACCUCCCUUCCAUGUCUCUCUACACUUGUAAUAGCUACCGCUAGCAUAUCUACCUUCUUCCUCAUUUUACGUUCUUCCUCCCUCUUUGUCGCUGUUUCUCUAUUUAUGUAUACUUUAUUCGCAAUCUCCAUCAACUGUGAUAUAGACAUUCCUACAAAUCCCUCUAACUUCUGUAAUUUCCUUUUAAUAUCAUUUUAGGCCUGGCUGACAAAGGCCGAGUUAACCAUUCGGGAAUUCUCAGGAGCCUCUGGAUUAAAAGGAGUAUACAAUCUGUAUGCCUCCAGUAAUCUUUCAUAAAAGGCACUUGGUGACUCGUCAGCUUUCUGCAACACCUCAGCCGUCUUUGACAUAUUGAUUGCCUUUUUCCCUCCUGCCUUCAUGCCAGCAAUAAUGGCUUCCCGUCAACGUGUGUUGGGCCCGGUGUAAGUCGGAGAGGCAUUUGGUAAUGUCGGGGUUGGAGGGUACCAGUCAUCUGUCGGGUUAAUACAGGGCUUCAGUAAGGUUGUUUAGUAUUAAGUUCCGGUCUAGGGGUAGUGAGACAAGGAGAUGGGGACAACUGGUUUUUACUAAACGAAAGGUCAGUUAACAGGAUAUUCCGGGCUGUGCUGGGAGGAGCCUGACCAGGAACCAGAAAUGACAUCAGAUCCGCAUAUGCAGGACUAAUGGGGGUAGGUACCGGAAGGAGAGGGCUUAAGGCAAGUGGGCUGGGCUCUGAGCUGGAUGAAUGAGUGGGAAGAGACACUAGGGUAGGGGGAGUGGGAAUACUGGCAACACCUCUUCUAGCCUUGGAGGAGUAAGGGGAUGGUAGAGGAAGCUCAGACUCAGUGGGCGUAUCUAAAAUGUUGCGGCCCUGAUGGACAGGCGAGUCCUGGCCACCAUGAGGCGACAUUGCUCCUCGUGGCAUACUUUAAUCCAUUUGGGCAAUCCUUCCAGAACCUGUUUCCAUCAAUCAAUGUACGGAAACUGAUCAUAAAAUUCAGGCCUACUAGAUACAGCCACGUGUACACGCUGCACUAGAUUUGGAUCAAGACUACCACGUGGAGGCCGUGUGGUCACCAAAAUAGGCCAUUCUCUGCUACACAAUGUAGUCAGACGCUUUGGGGAUAAUUUUACCCCCAAAUCACAAACAUUGUAUCCCUUUGCAAAAUUGUUUAGCAUACAUGACAAGGGAUCAACGAUCUUUGAAUCAGACACACCCAUACUUAGCAAUGGAGCGUCGAAUUCAAAGAAACACAACAAACACACUCCCAACAGUCACACCUGUUUCCCUGGCAACAGCACCUUGUGGCACAGUUACUAGGCCAAACACACACAAAAACACGCGGAGAAUUCUCAUACACACACACACAGUGAUAACAUGACGUCUUCACACACAAAGAUUCACCAAACACUAGAUACUUAUCUCUGUAACUAUAGAUCAAACCCUGCAAUCAUCCACGCAGUAAAUCAACUUUCAAUUACCCGACUAUAACACACUCCAGUAACAUCGUCUUUACAAUCAGUAGUUACAGUACAGUUUUAGAAUCACAGGUCAAUUAGUAACAGUUAUGGUGUUACACAUAUAACACAAAACAACAGGUUUUUAGUAGUUAUAUACAAUACACAAUGUCAGUAAUUAUAAUAAAGGUUAGUGGUUAUGGUAUUGUGCACUAUUAUACAGUUAUACACACAAUUUACACUCCCACUAGAUGGCAGAGCUCAAGCUUUCUAGCAGGACAUACAAUUUAACCAAUUCACCAGUUCACCAACUACAGUAUAUCUAACAAUAUUUACAAUAAUCCCAACUAUUCUAAUUGGCCAGCACCUUGAGAACUAUCGAACUAUUUACACCAGGAUUCGGUUAGUCUACGCUGCCCAAGCACCACAAAUAGCAAACUAAUGAGCGGAAUUUACAACAGGACUCAUUUAGUCUAUUUACUCUAUCAAUAGUCUAGUGGUUGAAUUUACACGCCUCCCACUUAGCCAAGAUAGGUUGAGAUCUAGCAGACGGGAUGUACACCAGAGUUCUGCAUAGUCUCCCAGUCCCCCUGACCUAGCAACCAAAAUUUACACCUAGAUACACUAGUCAAGACAGGACACCGGUGUCCGGCCUUAACUAUUUACACCAAGAUUCAGCCUGACCCAAACCACCUGUACUAGACGGGCUGACUACAGCGCGUCUAAUGUCAACAUAAGCGGUGCGCCUUCGCUUCUUCCUUCCAGAGGGAAGGGGCAGAUUCCUUACAACCAAACCAAUUCCAAAUACAAACCCCUUGUGGGCCUACCGCUUUAACGGUAUUCAUCUUACCUCUUCGUUACUGGACCUGGGCUUCACACUCAUCGACGGGGCACCCCAGUAUUCACUUCGCAGAAGCCGAUAAUCUCCUGGACAAAAGGCCAGUGGCGCCGAGACGAAAGGAAGUCCACGCAGAAAUCCAGGGGUGCUGCCGUGGAGAAUUUGGGUACAAAUCUACCGUCUCACGUCUCUGUUUCAGCUACCGUGACGAUGAGCUUCCCAGCCAAUGCACCAGAGAUGUAACCGUGGAAGUUUGCAGAAACUAAACACAGAGAGAUGGACACAGGUAUUCAGGAAGUAAGAGACUUUUAUUCACGUACCGAUCGGGUGUCAGAUGGACUAAUGUUCCACAACAGAUCUGAGCCCCGAACACAUGGAGUACAUUCCUUAUAUAGCAAUAUAGCUCCUCCCAUAAAUAGCUACACCCACACAUACCCUUAACCAAUCAAUGAACAGAGUCUGGACUUGCUCAUCCGGUCAGACCACAUGGCUCAUCCGAAACAAAGGAGUGUGAUUUCAGUUCCUACAUUCCUGCACAUGCUCAGUACAUUGAUGACAGUAUCUUAGCUACGUGUAACUAACUAAUUAUACUACAAACACAAGUACCUAUAUAUGCCACGUGGCAAUCUUGGCCUACUAAACUUCUAUUUUACUGGAAUUCCAUCACAUUACCUGCAGUUGCAGGCUUGCAUGUAUUCUUCAGUUGAUGUGUGCCAUAUGGUAUUGCUUUGAUCUAUACCUGAAAUGCAGGGUUAGGAUAGGUUUGUUAUUCUCUGUACGGUUAAUCUAUAUGCUACAUGCUUUUUACCCUGCAUUGCUUACUUUGGAUAGUCAAGUCUUACUUGGCUGAUGUAUACAUUGGCUUAAAAAGUGUCUGAUGUUGAGUUAAUAAAAAAUUGUAAUACCAGGCUUUAGCCCUGGCAAGCUUUUUAUUUCUGAAUAUAUAUCAGAAAUUAUUACUUGGCUUCAUUGGGACAUGUUUCAGUCUUUAUCAUUUUCAAAUGACCCAGCGGACAAUUUCAAACAAUUUGAUUAGAAUUACCAUUUUAAUCCAUCCACUCCCAUAGUUUGAGAUUCUGGGUCGUUUUCCCCCUGGUUCAGAUGUAAUUUGUGUUUUGUAGCUGAAUCAAAUAUAGCAAAUAUAUCUCUUUUUUUAGUGAUUGCCAUGGAUAAGAAAGGUGAAGGUAAAAGAAAACAGAAAGGUGGAGCAAAAAAAGUAAAAAAAUAAAAAAAAAACAUUGUUAGAAAAAGAUGAACACCAGUAUCAAAAAAGUCAGUAGCUUUUUUAAGAUAGGGUCAACAAAACUUGACUUGCCACCUGUAUCUCCACCUGAAGACAUUGGUGCUAGCUGUAGCACAGCAAUGCAUAGCGCUAUGCAAAGCACUGUAUAGAUACCGAUGCAGGUGAAGAUAUUCACCACAGUAUUGGAGCUCCUGUUGAGCUAGAAACUGAUGAACAUAAAGAAUCAUUAGCACAAGAAGAUAUACCAGCAGUUGUUGGCAUUAAGGAGGGCAUGUCUGACACAUUUGAUCAUAAAAUGUGGUUUAUCAGACCAAAUUCUGAAAAUUUGGAUUCCUUAUUGUUUCAUCCAUGUCAACCAGUUGUCCUUUCUUUUAAUUCAACAAAGUUAUAUCAGAGGAGGGAUGGAAAGAAGCAUCACUGGUUGACUUAUUCACAUGGACAUGGUGCUUUUUUCUGCAUGGUGUGUCUAGCUUUCAGCAAAAAGACAGACGACAGUGCUUUUAUUGGUGGUUGCAUUGAUGAAAAAUCACAUAUACCAGAGAAUUGAAGAGCAUGAAAGAAGCAACCUCCACAAUAAUAGCUCUGAAUCCUUUUUGAUGAGGUCAAAGAAUAUGGACAUAUCUAGUCAUUUCUUUGAGAAACAAACAGCCAGAAAAGAAAAAGUGAAGAGAAAACGUGCCAGCCUAGAGAGGAUAAAUGAAACCAUCAAGCUGAUUGGAAAAAGAGACCCAAGCUAUCGGGCAACAGCUGAAGCAGCAUAUAUGUUAGAUAAUGAAAAGUUGGACCAUGGAAAUUUCCUUGAGAUUUUGCUACUCCUAAGCAAGUUUGAUCCCAUGCUGAAAAAUCACCUUGAUACAGUUCUUUAAAAAAGUAAAAAGCAACAUCAAAGUGCAAGAAGUAGCAAAGGACGUGGUGGCUUUGUUACAUUAAUUUCAAAAACUACAGUGAACAAUAUCAUCUGUGUAAUUUCAGCACUUUGAAAAAAAAAGGUAUUGCCCAAGAGAUCAGAAAUGCUGGCAUGUUCUCAAUACAACACAGGAUAUCAAUGUCUCAGACCAGUGUUCAAUAAUAAUUCGGUAUGUUACAGAUGUGAUCCAUGAACGUCUGGUUGCUGUGGUAAAUUGCACAUCCAUGACAGGGAAGGCUUUGUGUGAACUGGUUUGCAAUGUAUUGGAAUCCAUGGAAAUUGAAGUUACAAACUGUAUUGGGAACUCAACAGAUGGAGCUUCUAAUAUGCAGGGUCAGUACAACGGAUUCAGCACAUGGCUGAGAAAUAAAACACCUGGCCAGAUUCAUGUGUGGUGCUAUGCACAUGUACUAAAUCUGGUGAUGAUGGAUGUCACAAAGAUAUCGGUUCAGGCAAUAUUGUUGUUCGGCUUGUUAAACUCCUGUGCUGUAUUUAUCCAUGAAUCCUACCUCCGCAUGAAUGUAUGGUGUGAAAAGUCUCAGGAAGAAAGAUUUCGAUCUCUUUCUGUGAUUGGAGAAACGAGAUGGUGGCCCAGAGAUGCAGCACUUACAAAUGUGUUUGGUUCGAUCCAGACCUUGGCAGAGAUAUCACAUUCUGAUCAUUUUAAUGCUGACAUAAGAUACAAGGCUGGAACUUACUUAGAAUCCCUCAAAAGAUUCCACACAGUUAUAACGGCACAGCUGUACUAAUUUUGUUUUCAAGAAUACCACUCCACUAUUCAUGUACCUGCAAACACAAGGUAUGUAUGUACUGCAGGCAUACUGAAUGGUGACAGAACCGGUAAACUUGCAAGCACAUGAUCGUGAUUAACAAAUUCUGGGCAAACAGCAAGUUGGAUACAACUGAUUGCAAAGUUUUGAUUGAGGAAGAUUUUCCAUCACCUCGAAGAAUACAACGUAAGAAAAGAAUAACUGGUGAGCUUGCAGUAGACAAACCAAUUCUGUUAGCAAGUGAUCAAUUCCGGGUGGAGGUGUACAAUGUGACCUUGGGCAAGAUCAUUAAUAGUCUGCAUAGCCGAUUUACAACACACGGUCAGUUAUUUGCAGAUUUAACAUGUUUCCCAAAAAAUGUUAAGAUAUUUUAGUAGAGUGAAAAUGAAAAUCCAGCGCACUCGCUUAUCUACUAAACAGUCAUUUCAAUGCUGAACAAUUUUCAGUUUUAUUAAAAACACCUAAUCUAGGCAAAAAAAUAUAAUGGGGGUUUAGUUACAGUAUAUGAUCAUACAUUGCAUAAGCUUGCCACAACGUCAAUGUACCCCAUCUUAGGCAGGUCCUACUCUGUCUGCUAAAUGAGCUUCUCACUUGGGGAAAUCCUUCCAUCUCGAGGUCUCUGCAGUACAAUGCUUAAAUAGGAUCCUGAGAUGAGGGACCUGUAACAGGGAGGGGUGCAAAACCCAUGGAGCUGGCUAAACUCCUAAAUAUAUACAUAUAUGAGAAAAUAAGGGUUUGGCUGCACUCACCUACACAUGCUAAAUUAGGGUGCUGCUGGGGGCCAAUAAGUACAGUGAAAAUGAAAAUCCAGCGCACUCGCUUAUCUACUGUGCGCUGGAUUUUCAUUUUCACUGUACUUAUUGCCCCCCAGCAGCACCCUAAUUUAGCAUGUGUAGGUGAGUGCAGCCAAACCCUUAUUUUCUCAUAUAUGUAUAUAUUUAGGAGUUUAGCCAGCUCCAUGGGUUUUGCACCCCUCCCUGUUACAGGUGCCUCAUCUCAGGAUCCUAUUUAAGCAUUGUACUGCAGAGACCUCGAGAUGGAAGGAUUUCCCCAAGUGAGAAGCUCAUUUAGCAGACAGAGUAGGACCUGCCAAAGAUGGGGUACAUUGACGCUGUGGCAGGCUUAUGCAAUGUAUGAUCAUAUACUGUAACUAAACCCCCAUUAUAUUUUUUUGCCUAGAUUAGGUGUUUUUAAUAAAACUGAAAAUUGUUCAGCAUUGAAAUGACUGUUUAGUAGAUAAGCGAGUGCGCUGGAUUUUCAUUUUCACUGUACUUAUUGGCCCCCAGCAGCACCCUAAUUUAGCAUGUGUAGGUGAGUGCAGCCAAACCCUUAUUUUCUCAUAUAAAGAUAUUUUAGUAGACCUUCCCAGCAGUGCAUUAGAAUGACUGAGUAGCCUUGUAUUCAAAUUUGACUCCAAUGCAACUAAAGUGAAACUGCAAAGUGAGAUACUUGAUUUUGCAUCAAAGUGGCAAAGAUUCACUUGAUCAAGAAUAUACUGAUGCUAAUAAUGAAGGUCAAGAUGAAGACACCAUCCAUUCUCAUCUUAUCUCUGAAACUGAGAAACAGCCGUACUCAAAUGUUAGUGAUAAAAGUUGAAAGUGCAAAACUUGUAAGAGCUGUAUAGCCUGCUUCUACAAUGUAUUAUUGCGUUACAACUUAGACAGUUGGACGUAUAGUUCACUUUUUAAUGCAUACAAAUUGACACUGACAAUUUCCUCCUCUCAAGUAGCUUGUGAGAGGUAAUUUUCAAAACUUAAAUACAUCUUGAAUAGACUGAAAAAUUCCCUCUCUCAAACACAUUUGGAGGCCCUUAUGCUUAUGUCUGUGGAGAAAAAUGCCAUGAUUGGACCAAGCAAUGAAACCAUCAUUGAUGUUUUGGCUUCGAAAAGCAGCUUGCUACAAGUGAUGUUGCUUACAUAACUUACAAGCAUGUCAGUAAAUUACAAUGUUGGUUAAUAUUUAUUUUUCUAAAUUUUGACUGGAUUCGUUUUUUGUUUUUUUUUGUUUUAAGUUAUAAUUACUUUUAUAAGUUGUUACAUAUUUUAUCCUCUAAAACAUUAGAAAAAAGUUUACACGUUGCAGCCUCCUAAAGCAGGGCUGCCCAACAUGCACCCUCCCCAGAUGUUACUGAACUACAACUCCCAUGAUUCUCUGGCUGUUUCAUUAAAAGAAUCAUGGUAGUUGUAGCUCAGCAACAUCUGGGGGGCCACAGGUUAGACAGGUCAGUCCUAAAGAGUAAUGAGCCCUGUUUUUAUCUACUGUUAAACUAAUUUACUUGUUUUAAAGCACUUUUUUGAGUAAUGUUUGUACAUUACAUUUUGAAAACUGUUGCUUGCCAUGAUACUGGUACAAUUUUCCUGUUCUAAAAUUGGACUAGAAAGCUAGUUAGCAAUAUGUUUCAAGGUAUUUAAACUUUAUUGAAUUCCAAAGGUUUUUGCACAUUUUGUACUGUUACAGAAUUAACAGCAAGUUUAUUAUAACUGUUACAAUAUUUAAUUUCUCUCUAGUAAAAUAUUUGCACUUUUUGUUACCUCUAAAAGUGUAUUUGCAUUUACUACUGUUUUGUGUGUUUAUGAGUAAUUUAUAUAUGUUAAGUUAAAAAAAGUUUUGAAACUAUUUGUGUUUUAUAUACUUUGAAGUAAAGCUCUAUGAUUAUUCUUUAUUUGGACAAUUUUGAUGGGACAGACACAAUUACAUGGGAUAAUGGUCUACUGUGAUAUUUGGAACAAUGGGAAUUCUACAUAAGAGAGCUAUCGUGGGGCAAAGUUCUAAAUGUAGUCUAAUCACCAUAGCAAUAAAUGGUCUACACUUGAUGAUUGCUCCAUGUUUACACCUUUUUUGCUCUUUAUGUAUAAGGCAUUGUGUGCUUUUAUAUCGGUCUUAUCUAUAAAUAAUUCACUCUUCAAAUGUGCUUUAAAAUGCAUGAUUUUACCUUUUAUGAACAGGAAAAUUACGUUGUGCUGGUAUAAUUACGCAAUGUUAUGGGGACUAGUAUGUUAUUUUUUCCAGGGCUGGUUUUCAUACCCAGUCCGGCCCUGGUACACCCCUCACAUUUUUGUAAAUAUUUUAUAUAUCUUUUCAUGUGUCAUCACUGAAGAAAUAACACUCUGCUACAAUGUAAAGUAGUAAGUGUACAGCCUGUAUAACAGUGUAAAUUUGCUGUCCCCUCAAAAUAACUCAGCACACAGCCAGUAAUGUCCAAACCGUUGGCAACAAAAGUGAGUACAUCUCUAAGUGGAAAUGUCCAAAUUGGGCCCAAAGUGUCAAUAUUUUGUGUAGCUGCCACAUUUUCCAGCACUGCCUUAACCCUCAUGGGCAUGGAGCUUCACAGGUUGCCACUGGAGUCCUCUUCCACUCCUCCAUGACGACAUCACAGAGCUGGUGGAUGUUAGAGACCUUGCGCUCCCUUACCUUCUGUUUGAGGAUGCCCCACAAAUGCUUAAUAUGGUUUAGAUCUGGAGACAUGCUUGGCCAGUCCAUCACCUUUACCUUCAGCUUCCUUAGCAAGGCAGUGGUCAUCUUGGAGGUGUGUUAGGGGGCCCUCAAUGAACUAUAGCUCCCCAGUUCCGGCAGCAUUCAUGCAGCCCAGGCCAUGACACUCCCACCACCAUGCUUGACUUCAGGCAAGACACACUUGUCUUUUUACUCCUCACCUGGUUGCUGCCACACACGCUUGGCACCAUCUGAACCAAAUAAGUUUAUCUUGGUCUCAUCGGACAACAUGACAUGGUUCCAGUAAUCCAUGUCCUUAGUCUGCUUGUCUUCAGCAGACUGUUUGUGGGCUUUCUUGUGCAUCAUCUUUAGAAGAAGCUUCCUUCUGGGACAACGGCCAUGCAGACCUAUUUGAUGCAGUGUGCGGCGUAUGGUAUGAGCACUGACAGGCUGGCCCCCUACCCUUCCAACCUUUGCAGCAGUGCUGGCAGCACUCAUACGUCUAUUUCCCAAAGACAACCUCGGGAUAUGACGCGGAGCAUGUGCACUCAACUUCUUUGACCAUGGCGAGGCCCAGUCCCGUACACACAAUUAAUGGGGCCCCGGUGCAAAACUGAUCCAUAGAGGCCCCCUCCACCGCCACCCCAUACAGACACACACAGAGAUACACUCAGACACACAUACAUACUUACAGACACACAUACAGACAGGUACAUACAAACAGACACACACACAGAUACUGUCACGUAUUCAUCCGCUUAUAAAAAUGUGGUUAAUGACAUUUACUGUCCACACAGGAAAAGUUGUGCCGAGCAGCAAUCUAAUCCACAGAAGGGUUAAUGCUGAGCAGCAAUUAUGCAAAUGUAACCGGCCAUAUUCCAAGACUUUAUAAAUGAUGUACUCAUGGAAUUCAUUUACUCAUUUGUCUUGGUUUAUUUGGACGAUAUUUUGGUGUAUUCCCCUGAUCUUCAAACUCACCACUCCCAUGUGAAACAGGUUCUGCAGACGUUGUUGAAAAAUAAACUUUAUUGUAAAUUAGAAAAGUGCAUAUUUGACCAGCCUGAAGUCCACUUUUUGGGUUACAACAUCUCUGCAUCGGGAUUUCAAAUGGAUCCUAAAAAACUAGAGGCUGUACUACAAUGGCCAUUACCCUCUGGCUUAAAAGCCAUUCAAAGGUUUAUUGGUUUUGCCAACUAUUACAGAAGAUUCAUCAAGGGAUUUUCUUCUGUAAUAGCCCCCAUCACUAAUAUGACUCGCAAAGGGGUUAGUAGCACGGUAUGGUCCAAAGAGGCUGUGAAUGCUUUUGAGACUCUUAAACAAAGAUUUCCCUCUGCGGACAUACUAAAACAUCCUGACACCAGUAAACCUUUUAUAUUGGAGGUUGAUGCAUCCGAGACAGGGGCAAGGGCUGUUCUCUCUCAGAGAUAAAGCCAGGGAACACCAUUGCAUCCUUGUGGCUACUUCUCCAGAAAGAUGUCUCCUGCUGAGCGCAACUACGAUAUUUGCAAUAGAGAACUGUUGGCCAUUAUUCUUGCCCUCUUUUGGAGGGUUCCAAGGACCUCUUAUUGAUCAUAACCGACCACAAAAACCUGGCAUAUAUAGGGGAUGCCAAACGUUUGUCUUCCAGACAGGCUAGAUGGUCACUGUUCCUUUCACAUUUUAACUUCCUCAUCACUUAUUGACCUGGUUCUAAAAAUACCAAGUCUGAUGCCUUGUCCAGGCAAUUUGGUAAUGAGUCAGCUCCGGAAUAGGUGACAUCUAUUCCACCAGAGUGUAUUAUUGCUACUACUAUCCUCUCACUGUCUUCUCCACUGCUUGGCACCAUACUGGAGGCCCAGCCUCAGGCGCCCAGUGGUAAACCGUGUGAUAAACUGUUCGUUACCCUAUGUGAAAGGGUUAAUAUCAUGAAAGUGUUCCAUGACAAUGUAACUGCUGGACACCCGGGCAUCAAUAAGUCCACUGCCGCGAUCACUAGAUCAUUUUGGUGGGAUUCACUCAGGAAAGAUGUUAAGGAGUAUGUGCAGGCAUUUUCUGUGUGUGCAGUUUCUAAGGUGACUCAUGCACUUCCUUGUGGCCGGUUACAGCCAAUCAGAUCUAGAGGAGGGGUAUUUAGGCCCAGUUCUCAUCCUGCUCAGUGCCCUGUCAUGGUUUCCCUUGUGGUUGUCCGAGAGCACGUUCCUGUUUAUAGUUUUCUACCUGUUUUUUUACUUUGGCUUUGUUUAUUGACUACUCUAUAUUCUGGUAUCCUGCCUCCUGGUUUUUCUCAUUGCUGCGUCCCUUUCUGUGUUACCUGACCUCGGCUAGUAUGUGCUAUACAGUUCCACGUGCUGGAUCAAACAGUAAUCCUGACAGAUACAGACAGAUACAUAGACACACACGCAUACAGGCAUACAUACAUACACAGACAGAUACAUACAGACACAUGUAUAGAAACAUACACACAUACAGACACACACAUUCACACAGAUACAGACGCAUACUUAGACAGACACACAUACACUAACACACACAUGCAAAAUAUAUUUUAGUCACCCUCCUAUUACCUACCUUUUAGGUACAGGAGGGUGACUUCCCUGGGGUCCAGUGGCUCAGGUUGAUGGGAGUCAAAGUUCCCACUCUGACUCCCUCUCCUUCCUCCCGCGCAGUUUCCAGUGGUUGCUGGGAGGAGUGACCAGGACAGUCACUUCCUCCCAGCAUCUGACAUCAUCAGAGGGGGCCCGAUCGUGCUGCUACCGGGCCCACUCUGAUGAUGAUAUUCAUUUCCAUUAACAGCAUGGGCCACCCGAUGGACCCCUUCACGUGUGGCCCCGGCAAUUAUACCACGUGGCCCGUGCCGCAGCACAUGACAGCGGGAACCCGGAGUGACGGGCCUGGUCGCAGCUGCGACCCCUGUGAACGCAGUAUGUACGCCACUGGCGGGGCCUAUUCUGAGUGAAACUUGUCCUUUGAAACCGCUGUAUUGUCUUGCCCACUGUGCUGCAGCUCCGUUUCAGGGUCUUGGCAAUCUACUUAUAGCCUAGGCCAUCUUUAUGUAGAGCAACAAUUCUUUUUUUCAGAUCGUCAGAGAGUUCUUUGCCAUGAGGUGGCCUGUUGAACUUUCAGUGACCAGUGUGAAAGAGCGAGAACAUCAGACCUUGUAACACUAACAAGUCACAUGACACCAGGAAGGGAAAAUGGCUAAUUGGGUCCAAUUUGGACAUUUCCACUUAGGGGUGUACUCACUUUUGUUGCCAAUGGUUUAGACAUUAAUGGCUGUGUGUUGGGUUAUUUUGAGGGGACAGCACAUUUACAAUGUUAUACAGGCUGUACACUUACUACUUUACAUUGUAGCAGAGUGUAAUUUCUUCAGUAUUAUCACAUGAAAAGAUAUAAUAACAUUUUUCCCACCCAGAGAAUUUUCCACACCCAGCUGUGGCGAAACGCGUCCUGGGAUUUGUGAGCAAAGGACUCUAUUUUUGGACUCACAUUGCCGAAUUAGUGUGUGUUUUUUCGUUUUUAUUUUUUUUAUAUAUUUGUUUAUAGUUAAAGAAGCACUAUAGCCACCAAAAUAACUUUUGCUUAAUAAAGCAGUUUUGGUGCAUAGAACAUGCCCCGGCAGCCUCACUGCUCAAUUAUCUGCCAUUUAGGAGUUAAAUCACUGUUUAUGAAUCCUAGUCACACCUCCCUGCAUAUGACUUGCACAGCCUUCCUAAAGACUUCCUGUAAAGAGUCAUCUAAAGUGUAUCCCCUCUUUAUUGCAAGUUUUGUCUAAUUUAGAUUUUCUUAUCCCCUGCUAUGUUAAUAGCUUGCUAGACCCUGCAGGAGUCUCCUGUGCGUGAUUAAAGUUCAAUUUACAGAGCAAGAGAUGAAAUUGGUUAAGGUAAAUCACAUCUGAUUGAAAGGGAAACCAUUUUUUUUUUUAAUGCAGGCUGUGUCAAUCAGAGCCAGGAAAAGUGUGACAAGGGCCGCAUAAACAGAAACAAAGUGGUUUAACUCCUAAAUUGCAGUGAAUUGAGCAGUAAAACCUGAGAGGCAUGAUCUAAAUACUAAAACUGCUUAAUUAAGCUCAAGUUGUUAACAUGACUAUAGUGUUCCUUUAAACAAAGUGUACAUUUUUAUUAACACACCCACUGCAUUUUUACCUGCAACUACAAAGAGAGAAUGUGGUCCUUAACCACAUACGCUAUUCGAUUUGAGCCUAUAUGUAAGGCUCUGGGUUUGUGAGUACCAUUUAACUUAAAUGUUACCACUAAAAGGAGAAUUACAAUAUUGCACCAUAUUUGUUCUUUCUUAUAACAUUACAUAGGAUAAAAACAUUCAGAACAUUUCUGAAAGAGGGGAAAGGGUCGCCUCAAUGGACCCUAAAAGUGCAUAAAUUGAGCUAUAUUCACUAGCUGAAAAAAAUGAACAUCACAUUUAUACUAGGAUCCCAGAAUGGGGUACUCAAUAAAGGUAUAUAUGUGUUUCGAUUGCCUUAUUUCACAGCACAGUUCUUAGAUAUCGAAUCCUUACGGUCUUUAAAUAUAGCGUUUCACCAUCACAUUUGUUCCAUAUAAAAAAAUAUUUACAAAACUGUGAGGAGUGUACUCACUUUUGUGAGAUACUGUAGGUCCAAAGUUGGACUAUAUGUUGAAGUAGAAGAGUGAACCGGAUGAGGAAUACACAAUAGAUGAGUGGCAUGACUUCCUUCUCAUGCUGAAAGGCAUUACACAAUGUGUUAAUCAUCUGAAAUCUCAUUAUAAAUCAGUAUACAGGUGGUACCUAACUCCAUCGAGGCUUUCUAAAUUACAACUUUGUGUCACGGCAAGGGUGCUUAAUUCAUUGUUGCACAAUAGAAUAGUAAUGUAAUUUGUGUACUGCGUAUAUGAAUUAACCACUUAAUAAAUAUCAGAUGACAGAAGGAGUAGUGUCAUAGGAAUAUGAAAGGGAGCAGUUGGUUUACCAUAUGCAUCGAUCCUUUUCAAAAGCUCUGUGAGGUGUGAGCAAUCACACAUAUGUGGCCUUAAAAGUCUGGUUUACAUAUAAACCUACUCUCUAAUGUGGUAUAUGUGUAGGUUCCCUCUUAUAUUUGUUAAUGUCCAUUAGCCCUGUUCCAGUAUCCAUAUCCAAAAGAAAAAAACAUUAAUAUUUACCCACAGAAUAAUAAUUAAGCCUAAUUUCUGUUAUAUUUGGAUUGUGACAAGCACCAUCUUCUAAACAAGGCCAAACAUCACAAGAGAUUGUGAUGUCCGCUAUAUUGGGUCACAAGUAAGAAGUUGACUUACCUAUGGAAUGGAAAUAUAAUAAAUUUGUGCCAGAACCAGCGGUGUCCAUGAAAACAUGUGAAAAUGUAUGCAGGCAAUUGUGCUGGGAGGGUGGGGAGGCAGAAUGAGCAUGUGUGCCAGUCUUUGUCAGAACUAGAAAUGUCUACAAUACCAUGUGGGAAUGGGCAAAAACAACUUCACGGGGAUGUAGGGCAGGAUGAGCAUGUGUGCCUAUCUAAGUCAGAGCCAGGGUUGUUUGAGAUGUGAAAGCACAUGUGGAUUAACUCAUUGGGAGUCAGGGCAGGAUAAGUUUGUAGGUCCACCUGUGUCUCAGCCAGGAGUUGAUCCGGGGCAAGAUUGAGGAGCUAUGGUAGAUUGUGAGAAGAUGGCCUGGCUGGGAGAGAAAAGUGUGUGAGUGUGCGCAACAUUCUGUGCCUGACCAAGGGAUGUCAACGGUGCCCUUCGAAAAUGUACAGGAAAAGCCUUCUAACGAGAGGGGGAUGAAUGAAUAUAUGUGCCAAAAUGUGCCUGAAGCAAAUGUGCUGUGUAAAAAUGUAGAGCGACAGCAUGCCUGGGAGGGAGAGCAGAGUGUGUGUGAGCCUUACUCUGCGCCAGGCUCAGCCAGUUUCCAAGAUUCUGUAUGUGUGAGGAUAUGAAGUGAAAGUGAGGGCGAGACAGAGGUUGCAUCAGUAGAAUGGGGGACCCAUCCACAGUCUGCCCAAAGUGAAGGGUAGAGACAGACUCAGCUUGUGGGUCCAGAGAGGAUGUCCGCAGGGGAGCAUACUGAUAGGGGAACCAGGCAGGGCUAGAUUAAGAGCCCAGUGGGCCUGGUGCUGACAAUUAUGAUGGGGCCUAAUUACAGAAUUGUCACGGCCCCCGGCACGCCGCAAGGUGCGGUCGGACCGGUGUGACCGCGCCAACGAACUGAGCUUACCUGCUCAGUGGUGAGUCGGGAGCCGCUCUGCCGCCACACAAAUACACGUUCUGCAGUCAGAGGCCAGAAUGAUAUUUAACCUAGGUGUAACAGGACUACAAUUUCUGCCUGGACUCCUUUAACAAUACAUAACCUGGAUAUACAAAAGAACCGACUUGCUUGUUUCAUGCGAAAUACUAUUGCCCAAAAACGAAUCCAAACUACCCAACACCGGACCACCCUGAAGUGAAGUUAAGUGAUAUUUUACCUCCCAGACCGGCGCAGCCGUUCGCAUGGUUCAGCACGAAUCCUUUGUGUAAAGUAUAGGUGGCCGCCAUUUCAGGACUUUGCACGUGUUCGCGGCCAUCUUACGCACGAACAGCUGUGUUUUGCCAUCAAUCGUGUGGAACUAAAAACGGAUACGCAAACAGGCGAACACCGCUGAGACCUCCGUGACAACGUAGAUUCGUGCUGAAACUACCGAACAGCCAGCCGUUUGGUAGAAAGACUAAACCAUGCAUGGGGAUUCUGGCGAACGCCAAGAUAGCUGUGGAUGGCAAGAUUUUCGUGUGUUUUCAAUGCACGAACGGGGACCGACCGCAAGGCCAAAACUUGUUGAACUAUUUUUGGCUAGAAAGUCUGUGAUGGGGCCUGGAGACACUUGGGGACACUGGGAGACAUCCUUCACUUACCUGAGCUGUAGGCUGUCUCUGCAGGCUGGGAGCUGCUGUCUGUACUCUGUGCUGUGUAGUGCUCCCCCGCAGAUCAGUGAGUGGAGAGAGGCAGGGAGGGAUAUGCUGUAACUUCCUAUCCCUGCCUCUCUCCACACACAGUGACCCCUACUGGCUGGUGCUGGUAUUACAGAGUAAUCUCCAUUUAUACUGAGAAAAAUACCUGCCAUGUGAAAGCACAUGUAUUACUGCAAUACCGGCAUGGCCAGGCAGCCUCAAAUACCAGUCAGGUGGCAAACCUAAGAGUAGUAGUCUGUGUAAGGAAAACAAAGUAAAUUUUUUUAUUUUUUUUUAAAUGGGCCUGGGCCUGGAGCUGCAGCUCCACCUGCCCCUAUGUUAAUCCAGCCCCACUGGUGACUAUAGUGUCCCUUUAAGCGAGAUGUGUGUGUGUAUAACGGAUGUGUUCUGGGGGAGACUGUUUAGGUGAACCUAUAUAAUGUUGCUAAUGAGAUUAACCCUUGGAGUGCCUCAAUGUAGUGUAAAGUGUACACAGCAGUAGGUAGGUGACUAAGGUGAUUAAUCAAAGAAAACUUAAGCUAUAACAUAAAAUUAAAUUGCCGCAUGGGUGUAGAAGGACCUAGUAGAGCACCCUGGUGCCGGUUGUGACAGAGAACUGUGUCCUUGAGGCAUGCAGGUGAUUGGAGUGGCAUGUCCAUGUCAGCCAAUGCCUCGGGGUUGAAUCAUUUUGAGACUGGAGAAGUCAUUAUAGGUUGCAUUUUCAGUUGAAUCUGGGUUAACCACUGGAACAAUUUGUUGUGUUGAGCUAUUGUUUUUGUUUAAUGCGUUCAUUGCAAACAGCUGAAAGUCUGUAAGCCUGCUUUUCAGUGGGGGUUGAAUCAUUUUGAUUAGAACUGUAUGUAGUACCAGUGUGUAUUGCCAAAUACUCAGAAUCUAUAUUGUUUAUAGGAAGAAGGAUCAGAUGAAGAAGGCAAAUAAAGGGACAGAAGUGAAUGAGAAAAGGCUGUUUCAUGGGACCGACAGUACCUUCAUUACACCUAUUUGUCAUGAAAACUUUGACUGGCGAACCUGUGGGACUCAUGGUACCCUGUAUGGACAAGGUAAGUGUUGAAGCUUGUAGCAUGAUGAAAUGGUUUGGAAUACUUCAUUAAAGAUACACUCCAACCACCAUAACCACAACAGAGAGCUUUCAGUGUAAGUAGUCCACAAUUGUAGAAAGGUUUCACUUACCUGGUGUCUGCUAGAGCUGCUCUCCAUCCCAUUAAUUCUGAAUGAAAGCCAAAAGCUGGUGCGGGGCGGGACCGCCGAGCUGGACAGUCGCAAGCAGGAGCAGCUCCUGCAACAAAUCUAUGAUUCAACUGCAAAGACAUGCUAAAACAUGAUUUUUCACUUUAAUGCAGACCAACAGCGAGGGUGCCCAGAGCAAGGGGACUGCUGGGCCCAGGGAGAGGCUGGCUCAUCGGGCUUCAGUUCCCUGGGGGAGAGACUCACGUCGACCAAACUGAGGCCUUCUCCAGUGGUGAGUGGGGCGGACGGCCGCUGCCCUGCUAUCCUGCACCACAGACCCCAAUCAGAGGCUCAACCCUGAAUGGAUCCGGCCCUGUUCAAUCCCCUUAUGGACCGGGGGUGAUCCCGGUCCUCACCCCAUGGCCCGGACCGAGACAGCACAAUCGAGGCUGGGGUUGCCGGGCGCUGCACUUAAGAUGGCGGGCGCCAUGUGUGCAAGCGGCAGGGGGACCACCUGCUCCCUCCCCACGACCAUGGAUGGCAAAGUGGCUCCUGCCUCCUGACCCAGCAAUGAAGCAAGGCGGAGAAACACUCCUCUCCCCCCGAAGUCAAGCCAUCGCCACACUGCCCACAAGGCCCACACGAGCAGACAACAGCGGCAACGUUGAGGAGCCGGAACACUGCGCAACGAACACUCCCGUCUGGGGUCACUGAACAUGCAGCCAAGCAAGACACAUCUACGGAAGAACAGUCCCUGCAAACACUCUCCACCCAGACCGACCAGAGAAGACCCAGCAGGCUGCGAACCCACGAGAGUAACAUUCAAGCCUCCCACUAUGGCUGACAGCAACCUCAAGAGGAACGACAGAGGCUAGAGCAACACACCAUGACUGCAGCCCAGGAGAACUCACUGCGGAGCGGAGAUAGACUAUGCCUGGAAGCUUGCUGGGCCUGCUACGCCGGACACACAUUUGCUGCCACACAAACUGCAGUGCAGAUAUUGGACGGUGCUGGGACUCCUCCUGUCUGUGUGGCCUCAAGGCCGCCCAGAAGACGACACACUCCAGCGAGACAGCCCGUGUAACCCCGACCAACAAGGGUGAAAACUUUUAUAAAGUGACUUAAAUAGACACAACCUGAAUGUAACCCACAGUCUAACUGCAACAACAUUAGCACAAAUCUUGCAUCUCAUAUUGUUCUAGAUAAUUUACUGCAAACCAAUUAGUUUGAAUGACUAUCUGUUCCUGUCCAAAUUAAAGAUAAUAAAGUUGCGUGCACGCAGAAGUAAAUUCACACUGAGACACAAGGUUCAGGGUAAUGAAAGAACUUCAGAGAAGUUUAAUGGCUUCUGACAGAAAAUGGGUGCGCAGACCCUUAUAAAGGCAUUAUUACAUCAUUGAAGAAAAUCAAGAUAUAGACAAAUAGACAUUGUUAAUUGGCUUAGGUGCUAAGAUGUUAGUAAAAUGCCCUCCCCAUUCUUAGGUCACUAUCUACGUAAUUUCUUAACUCCUACAGGUUUUAGCGCCAUUUUGUUAAAAUGAGGAGCUCACUCGACGGGAGGGGCCUUUUGGCAGCUAUCCAUUUGGAGCGUAGCUGGCACUUGUUAGUUUCUCAAGGUUAAGUUUCAAGGAUUUUAGUAAAUACACAUUUUAUCAAAGCUAUUUCUUGCUGACAUGCAAAUUCUAUGUUCUAUAGACAAAGCUUCCUUGUAAAACUAUGGGGGCCUCUUAGAGGUAUAGCAAGGGGAUUUAAAGGGGCCUUACAAAUUUAUAGAGGCCUAAUAAUUCUACAACAGUCCCCCCUAAAAUGUUAUUUGCUAAAAGACAAAACUUUUUUAACUAUUUGUUAGUAUCAGAAGAAGUAUUAGCCCAAAGACACAGAAACCCCAUGACCGCUGACUUAGUGUUAAUGCAAAGUGCAAGUCUAUCCCUCUCUUGACCCUAACAGGCUGCAGCACAUCCGUCAGUACGGUUCAGGAACACUCUUCACUCCGCUGGUAACCCAUAGUGGCUUAUCCACUACUUCUCCGUACGGCAGUCUACCCAUAAAGACGGACGCUGUCCCUGUACUGUCCCUUCCUAGACUUUCUGCACUUCAUCAGUAUAAGGGAGAGUUUGUAGCGGAAUACAGGGUGAGAUGAGGUCUUGAUCAUCGAUUGUCAGAUGAGUGAAGGUUGGUGUUGCUUGGUCUACAGUUUUCUGCAGGAAUUUCCUUAGGCAUGGGAGGACACAACAAAUGAGAAGAGCGAGAAUAAAAAGAAAAAUUAGUAAGGCAAUACCAAUCUGGACUAAAGCUCUCUGCCAACCAGUCAUCCAACCAAACCAUUUUUCCCAGGGAUCAGUAACUCCAGAGUGUCUCUUUAACUCUUCUGAGAGUCUAUUUAAUUUAGCUAUGGCCAGAGUGACUUUACCAUUAGGACCUGUGUUUUCUGGAAUGUAAGUGCAACAAGUCAUAGUGUCGGGAAGUAUUUUACAGACUCCCCUUUUUCGGCUAAGAUUAUGUCUAAGGCCAGUCUGUUCUGGAAGGUCAUUUGGGAUGUGGCCUGUAAUUGCUCGGCCAAGCCCUGGAGGGCAUCCCUGGUGUAGUUCACGAAGCGCUGUUGGUUGUAAUAGAUAUAAUUAAUCCAAUUAAGGUUUUUGUUGGCAGUGACUAUGGUAAAAAGUGAUUCAAAACCUACAGCUACUUCAUCUCUAGCUUUAAAUUCAUUAGGUACCCCCCUAGGCACCCCAAUGGCAUCUAUGUAAAUGUGGGGGUCAAAACUGCCUUUUACUGGGGUUUCGCGCCUUACUCUGGCUGAUGUAUGUGGAGGGUCGUAUGUGUCAUGAUGAUUAUCAGAAAUAAUAUGAAUGGGCAUGAUAACUUUGGCCAGGGUACACUCACCCCACCACUCAGUUUCCAGCCUAGAUCUUAACUGUAGAUCCCCACAUAACCAGUAAAUAUCCCCCAAUGACCUGGUAUGGUGUUGCAACAGGCGUAUAGGAACAGUUCUGUAAGUGGCGCAAUAACCUUUAGAAAAAUUACCCAUGAAUUUACCAAUCCCGUCAUACAUGGCAUAACAAGUGUAAUUACCUCUAUAGACUGUGAUUCCAUCUGGUGGCUUAACAUUUUCAACUAAGAGAGGGUAUUCUGCCGUCCAUGCCAUGCAGAGGGACCUAUUAAAGUCAUAUUGGUAGGCAAAAAGGCUUAAGAAGCAAUCUUCUAUCUCUAAAGGGAGAAUUAGGGGGACGGUGCCAAGGUGGGGUCGGGCACCGCCACAUACAUAACAUGCUGUUUUAUUAUGUUUGUUGGCAUUAUACCUCAUCCAUUCUAACCACAAACUAAUGUCAUUGAAUCCAGUUUCAGCGGCCAUGGUAUCUUCAAAAGUGGGGUUAGCGAUGGCCAUCAUAUCUUUAAAGGACUGGAUAUGUGGUUUUAGCGGAUUUGGGACCAUAUGAUCAGCCCCUUGCCACUCUGGAGAGUGGGACAUAUCUCUGAGGUAGAAAUGACCUAAUUUGUUGUAGGAACCUUUCUUCCAAUACAUUCCCAUUACAUAUCGGUCUGCAUCCUCGGGGCCAGGAUGUUCAAUAUUUAACAUUAAUUUCAUAGGGGUACUUCCUCCAGGCUUUCUUAAAGUCAUUCUUUGAAGGAGGGAUCUACCCUGAUUGUCUAUCUUAGAUAAAGCACUUUUGGGUUUAUAACCCCAGGCAGGCCCAGUAUUCCAUCCCGCAGCCCCCCAGUAGUUACAGUCAUAACCCCAUUGUUCAUCUACUACACAAACGUAAGGGUCUUUUGCUUGUGGUAUAUCUUUAUAAAUGGCUUGAAUCUGUGACUUAGGGAAUGGGCACUCUACAAUAUCAAAAGUGAAUGUAGCCACAUGGGUACAUGAUGAAUUAUACCAGAAAGUGUACCCACUAUUAUACCAGAAAGUGUACCCACUAGCAUCUUUGGUGAUGGCCACCUGCUGGGCUUUAAGGAGGCCAACUAAGGAGAUAAUGUACCAGAGGCACAUGGUUGCAUAGAGUUAGCUUCCUCUGGGGCAGGUGUCUUCUUGCAGUGGGAAGCGUGGAUCCAUGGAUCCAGUUAGGCCUUCCGGCCAAUUUGACAGAGGUAGGGGAGAUCAGGAGAACUUGGAACGGUCCGUCAAAUCUCGGUUCCAGGGUGUGUUUUCGCACAAAUUUCUUGACCAGAACCCAGUCACCGGGGAGCAGACUGUGGUUGCCUGUGUCAGAAUCAGGAUCACUGCUUUGUGGGUGAUAAGGUGUGUGGAAGGCAAGGGUCACUCCUAGGGCGGCCCAAAUCUCUUUGGUUACUGAUGCUGUGAAAGCUGGGCCUUGGUCACUUUCAAUGACUUCUGGUAAUCCAAACCUACAUACAAUUUCUGUAAGUAGCCGUCUUGCUGUUGUUUUUGCGGUGAUGUUAACCACUGGGUAGGCUUCUGGCCAGCCUGAGAACAUGUCUACUAUUACUAGUGCAUAUUCGAAGUUGCCACUCUUUGGCAUCUGGAUGUGGUCUAUCUGAAUUCUUUGAAACGGGUACAUGGGCUUGGCCAAGUGUUUUGGAGGGACUUUAGUCAUUUUCCCCGGAUUGCACUUGGCGCAGAUGACACACGUCUUGCAGUAAUUGCUGGCUAGCGUGGUAAUUCCAGGGGCCUCAUAGUACUUCUGUACAAGGGCAAUCAUCAAAUCUUUUGAUAGGUGUGCAGGGCCAUGUGCCCACUGAACAACUGCUGGGUAUAGAUUCUUAGGAAGGCAGAAUCUGAGAUUGUUGUAAUACACUCCAUCUCUUAGAACUGCCCCUUUCUGUUUCCACUUCUGUAUUUCUUCAGGGGCAACUGUAGCCUGUUGUUCCCGCAGGAUUUUCAGGUCAGUUGGAAGAGUCUGCAGAGUAAAUAUGGGAGUCUCUUCAUUUCCGGACACUCUUCUUUCCACUUCCUGUGGUUCUCUUGCAGCUUGUUUUGCAGCCUGAUCAGCUAGAUGGUUGCCCUUUGCUUCAUCUGAGUCCAACUUCCCAUGUGCUUUUAUCUUCAAAAUAGCCACUUCUUCUGGGAGUAGGAGGGCGUCCAUCAGCUCCUUGAUUGCGGAACCGUGCUUGAUUGGUGUACCGGCGGUAGUAAGAAAUCCUCUUGUUUUCCAAAUUAAUCCGAAGUCGUGAGCCACGCCCAGUGCAUAUCUUGAAUCCGUGUAGAUAUUGGCGCGCUUUCCUUCAGAGAUCUUGCAUGCUGAAGUCAGGGCUUGCAAUUCAGCUUCUUGUGCAGACAUAGUUGAUGGUAAAGAUGAUGAUUUGACAAUUUCAUCUGUUGUGGUUACGGCAUAUCCUGUAUGGUAUCUUCCUUCUUCAUCAGCAUAUCUUGAGCCGUCCACAAACAGGGUGAGAUCGGGAUCUACCAAUGGGUCUUCAUGCACAGUUGGUAGAUGUGUUGUUUCCAUUUUCAUCUGUUCAAAACAGUCAUGAGGUGUAUCUGGGUCGUAUUCAUUCACUAUGGUUAAAUCUUGGAACUUAUUUUCCAGGAAAUGACGUGGCCAUGCUUUUAGGGUCAGUUGUUGGAUAUUUGACAACACCAUUUUCCUGUAGCUGUGAUUCGUCCAUAGUGGCCCAUGCUUUUGCCAUAGGCCCAAGAUCAUUCCAUGAUAUUGUUUUCAACUUGGUCACAGGGACAUGUGGAAUGGCAGUGUCCCAAUGACGGUACAAAUGCUUGAGUUCCGGAGGUAGAUGAAUCAAGACCAUACUGUUGCCUUCAGAAUCACAGUAGAAGUCUUGUGCAGUGAGUUUUACUUCAACCAGCUUAUAGAGUUCAUCUUCAUAGCAGGGUUCAGGAGUGAUGUUUGGUUUGUACCACAUGGUACAGAAGGCAUGUCCUGCUCCGUCAUGAAGGAGUGCUUGUCCAUCAUAAAAGGAUAGGUUGGGAUGCAUUUCCUUCUUGAUGGUGCCAGUGAGAAGAGAAACAUACAUUUCGUCCAUGAUGAAUCCGUAGUAUACACCCCCCUCAGGGAGUGGCAGAAGAGUGGACGGAUUGAGAACUUGACAUCUUUGGAGGGUAAUGUUGUCAGGCAACAAAAGAUGACAUUGAAGGCGAAGAUGCCUGGCAGGAGUAACAUGCUUAAGCUGGACCUGGUUGACUAUGGCAGAAAUGUCAUGAGGGGCCAAGACAACCAGGGGGUGGCCAAGGACAAGAUCCCCAGUUCUUUCAAUGAGCUCUCUGGCAGCAAAGACGGCCCGAAGGCAAGAGGGACGUCCUCUGGCCACAAUAUCCAGUUGGCAGGAGAAAAAUCCAAUAGGCCUUUGGCGGCCUCCAGGACCAUGGGCCUGAGUGAGCACUCCUGUUGCAUGGCCUUGUCUUUCAGAAACAAACAGUUUGAAGGGUUUGGUAUAGUCUGGUAGGCCAAGAGCAGGAGCAGAAGCAAUAGCACUUUUGAGAGAACAGAAGUUGUCAAGGGCUUCUGUGGACAAGCAAAAUGGGUCUGACUUGAGAGCAUCAUAAAGAGGUUGCAUAAGGAGCGAGGCUUCUGGGAUCCAUGCUCGGCAAUAGGAAAUGAGGCCUAGGAAGGCGUGUAGUGACUUCGAGGUCCUUGGAGGUGGAAUGUCCAGUACCGCUCUAACUCGGUCACGGGUAAGAUGUCUGGUUCCCUGAGACAGACAAUGGCCAAGGAAGAUAACAGUAGGUUGGCAGAAUUGCAGCUUGAGACGUGAAGCUUUACAUCCUUGUUCUGCUAGGUAGCAAAGAAUAUUAAGUGAGCAUUGUUCUGUUGUGGGUAUAUCAUCUCCACAAAGCAGCAAAUCAUCCACAUAUUGAAGCAGGACGACCUCAGGGUGGUCAGAUUGCCAUGGAUCAAGGAUAGAGCACAUGGCCUUCGCAAAUUGACUUGGUGAAUUUUGUGCCCCUUGGGGCAUGACAGUCCAUGUGUACUGUUGUUUUUCAUGUGUGAAAGCAAACAGAUAUUGGCAAGUUGGAUCCAGGGGAACACUGAAGAAGGCAUUGGCCAGAUCAAUGACAGUGAAGUACUUGGCAGAGGGUGGAACGCCGGAAAGGAGAGUGUGUGGGUUGGGCACUAUUGGAGUGUCCAAAACUGUGGCUUCAUUUACCGCUCUGAGGUCUUGGACCAAUCUGUACUUUUCUGGUUCGCCUUUUGGAGUCUUUUUCUUUACUGGAAAUAAUGGAGUAUUGCAUGGUGAUUCACAUUUGACAAGAGCACCCUUCUCCAGGAGUGCUUGAAUUUGAAUUGUAAUGGCUGCAGCUUGAGCUGGUUUCAAAGGAUACUGUGAUUUUCGUGGCAAUUUUACGCCUGGGAUGAGCUUUACCACCACAGGCGGGACCUUUAGAUGGCCUAUGUCCUCUGGGCCUGUGGACCACAGCUUCUUGGGAACAUCAGUCUUUAGUGAAUCAGGGAAAUUAGUCCUUAGGUCUUUUGCAUCCCCAUGAGGCUCUUCUAGAUGUAGGGGGUAAGGAGCACAAAGCUAUCAGGGGUAAGGAGCACAAAGCUGAGGUGUCUGAGACAGAUAGAGGGGUGGAUAGUUCCACUUGUCCAUCUGGAGUAAAGGUGAUGGAUGCCUGCAGGCGUGAAAGAACAUCAGCUCCUAACAGGUUAAUGGGGCAUGUGGAAGAUACCACAAAGCGAGCAAGCAAGUUGUGGCAGUUACCAACCCGCAGUGGGGUGGACAGGGGACUUUGCCUUGGAAGGCCGUCCACCCCAACACAGGAGACAUCAAUAUUGGAAAGAAAUGAGGUAUCGGGCAGGUCUUGUUCUCUCAGAACACUUCGGGCUGCACCUGUGUCAACUAGGAAAGUGGUGGGCUGGCCCUCAAUGGGUAAAAUUACAGUAGCUAGAGGCCCCCCUUGUUCCCCUGAAGACACUGCCAUGGCAGGGGCAUUAAGCAUCAGCGGGUUUGCUCUCCUCAGUAUGGGCUGUGUUACUGACUCAAACCCCUUUUGUAUGUCAUUAGCCAUAGCUUUUUGCAGUCUGAACAUGUCUAUCAUUAUAAAUAAUGGUUAAUAGUAAGUUAAGUAAAGUUCCUAUAUGUCUUUGGAUAAAACAUUAACUAUUGCGGUACUAUCAUUUAUAUCAAUUAGACUAUAACAAUUAUACCACCCUGUAACUAAGUAAACAACCAGUAGUGGCUGGGUUAAUAAAACAUGUCACAAACCCUUCUAAUGCUAAACCAUCAUUUAACGUAAAGGAUGUUACUGUAAACAUAAGAUCUGUAACCAACAAGAUUCGAUUAAGUAAAGAUACAAUGUUUAAAAUAACUUGCAUUAUUUGGCUAUUUCCCUUGUUGCAAGAUUAAUCUGGAUAAUCAGCUGUUAUGUUCUUAUAUUCGUGUCCAACAGAUUUCAUAUGUAGGUCACACCACAUUUGCAAAUUACAUUUUAGCAACCUUCUUUUUUUUUUUUUUUUUAUCACGGACAAAUUUCUGAUACAGGGAAACAAAUGACAUGAUUGUUUUAGUAAUUAUAAUGUUUCUGUUCAUAAUAUGUAGAGUGUAAGGAAAACAACAUGUCUCUAAAUGGGACGAGCAUAAUAGGGGUAGGCCUCAUGAUGGAGGCAGCCAUGACAGGGGCGGGGAAGGAAAUGACAGCAAGGGAGGAAGUGAGAGGGGUGACGUCCAUGAUAUGUGUGGGAAAGGAAGACAGGAGGUGUGGGCAUGGUAAGGGCGGAAGUGACGUUACUUUAGAAGCAACCGUGACUGUGGAUAGGUCACGGGACUGGCAGGCGCCAUCUUUAGGGUGGUGGUUGACGUACUUUCAACCAUACACUAUAUUAAAACUAUUAAAAUAAGUCAGAGAAGCAACAUUCUGUUCUGCAAAAUGGAAUACUAAACUAUGAACAGACCUGGCAGGUUAAAUAAGACAGUUGAAAACAUUAUGCAUUUAACAGCCCAUACAGCUGUCUUCUAGAAACAUGUUCUUUAAAAUGAUGCAAGAUAAACUCGCGGAAUUCAACCAAAUUCCCUUAUCUUCCUCAAACCAUUAAUCACUUUCCUCCUCUUAUACUGACUUAACAACAUCGCAUAUUCCCUCUACACCUUCCUAAAUCCCGUAUUCAACACUGAAUGCAAUCUUGUGAGCUCGUCACUCCCACAAUCCUCAGUACCUUAUACUCUUAUCAGUAGCUUCUGAAUAACUCUACAGAACACCGAAGAGACAGACCUAAAUCGCAAGCAUGUCACCCCCCCCGCGUCUCACAGAAGCGAGGGGAGGGGGGGUGUUUUAGCAGAGGGGGAUUUGAGUGGAACAAGAGAGAGACUGCCUGCCAGCACGAAUUUAACCAUGUCAACGCUGUACAGUAACAAGACAGAAGGACAAUUACAUUACAAAGCAAAGAGACACAAAAACACAACAUUUCAUUUAUACCCCCACCCUCUACCAGGGUAAUGGCUAACACAAAAUACAAAAACCCCCACAGCGUUUUAAGAUUGGGGUGGGAUGGUGACCAUGGUCAGCUACAUUUCGGUCAUUACUGACAGGAUGAUGGAAGUGGUCACCUCCUGGACAGGGCACUGCUGGGAUAACUUCCCAGUAACACAAUUAUUAUGAUAUACAUACAAUCUUAAACCUUUGUGAUCAAUAUCUUCCUCAACCUAUCCCUUUUGCUGAAUAGCUCUUGCUACUCGGUACCAGACUUCUGCUGUACAAACCAAAUCUUGGUCCGACAGCUUCCCUUUCUUCUGUCAGUAACUUACGCCAGCUCUCUGGCUACAAUCUGCCGCACAGAGGUACGGUAAUUCCACAUACUUUAGCAAUCUUACUCACUUUCUUAACCAUCUCUUCUCCUUCUCUGUCUUCCACUAGAUCACAUGCUAACCAACCCUUACUGGGUUUAUCUAACUUCUGUCCCAUCCUCCCUAUACAAGGCGUCCCAGAUAUAGAGAGAGAAAGGAACAGAACGUCUACCGUGCUCGACUGCUACUUUAAGAGCAAGCUCUUUAAGUACGUCUUCCCAAAACGUAGACUAGUCACUGAUUCCGCCUACCCGUGGUAGCCGCGGAUUGGAGCGUGGCGAGAAGUGUGUGACCAAUCACUUCUCUCAACAAAGAGAAAGAGAAAUAGGAGGGGAAAGUGUAAAUAGUACAGUGAGUAAGAUAGAAGUAAACACAGGAAUCUGUGUGACAGACAAUUAAGACAAUAACAUUUCAGUGUAAAUACAGUGAAUGCAUCACAGUUCAAAUAAGUUCAACAGUUUUAUCCCUUGCCUUUACUCGUGUGGCCAAAAGCCACCUCCCUCAACCUCGUAGUGUCCCUGUUGCGGACCCACCCGCAAGUCUCACUACCAGCAGCCACAGGAAACAGCAACAGCUUCCAACCCGAAUCCUGUAUAGCCUAAAGAAUUGGAAUCUUACCUGCCUCAGCGCUCGAGGCUGGAAUUUUACCAAGAAGAAGUGUCCGAUGAGGCUAGCUAAGCGGUCAAAAUGACACUCUGGGGAACCCCCAGGAAGCAAUGAGUCUACAUCAUCCUCCACAGAUUCCCCCUACUCUUUUUCCUUACAGCCACAGCCACGUGGCUCCUAAAAGAGUUAAACAGGCAAUAGAGGACCCCCAGGAAAACUUCCACAGGUCCACCCCCCUUUUUCCUUACUACCACAGGCAUGUGGUACCUAAAAGGAGUUAAACAGGCACUUACACUCCCCGGGUACUAAGUUAAACACAUACCAAUACAAACACACCCAGGCAACAGAUAGUCAACAUGCAGGUAAACUAGGUAUCAUUAACAAUACAAAGACUCUGGGCAAGUUAUUACCUGACUUUGAUGUCCUCUCGGCAGCAGUCACAGACACUGGGGCAGGUCAAUCACAGGGGUAGGAACAUACCGGCUAGGUGCUGCAGCAAUCUCUACCGUGUAUUCAGAGGUGAUCAGGCUCUUUUCCUUCCCCCAGGAUUCAGCCCCCCCAGCGUCUUCUUGGACAGCUGCCCAGACUGGACAUAGCCCAGAGCCCCACGUUGAGCGCCAAUUGUUCUAGAUAAUUUACUGCAAACCAAUUAGUUUGAAUGACUAUCUGUUCCUGUCCAAAUUAAAGAUAAUAAAGUUGCGUGCACGCAGAAGUAAAUUCACACUGAGACACAAGGUUCAGGGUAAUGAAAGAACUUCAGAGAAGUUUAAUGGCUUCUGACAGAAAAUGGGUGCGCAGACCCUUAUAAAGGCAUUAUUACAUCAUUGAAGAAAAUCAAGAUAUAGACAAAUAGACAUUGUUAAUUGGCUUAGGUGCUAAGAUGUUAGUAAAAUGCCCUCCCCAUUCUUAGGUCACUAUCUACGUAAUUUCUUAACUCCUACAGGUUUUAGCGCCAUUUUGUUAAAAUGAGGAGCUCACUCGACGGGAGGGGCCUUUUGGCAGCUAUCCAUUUGGAGCGUAGCUGGCACUUGUUAGUUUCUCAAGGUUAAGUUUCAAGGAUUUUAGUAAAUACACAUUUUAUCAAAGCUAUUUCUUGCUGACAUGCAAAUUCUAUGUUCUAUAGACAAAGCUUCCUUGUAAAACUAUGGGGGCCUCUUAGAGGUAUAGCAAGGGGAUUUAAAGGGGCCUUACAAAUUUAUAGAGGCCUAAUAAUUCUACAACAAUAUGGUAGACAGGUACUUGGCCACAUAGCUUGAAAUUGAUGUCAUAUGUUUAACAAUAUACCAGCUAAUUUAACUUGUGUUCACUGCAUAAGUAUAUCACUAAUGAUAUUAUUUCAAUAUGGUUCCUGAAAACGUUUAACACCUGGCAGUCGCAGCAAUGUUAUGCCAAAUGUCCCUGCUUUACUCAUGUUCCAUUACCACUCAUGUUUUACUACUACCUAUUUGCACUUUAAAUAUAAAAGCAUGCGAAUGUCUCUACAUACCCCACUGUCACAAAUGUUAUUGGUAUAAGCGAGUGGAAUGCCUUUGGGGUACCACAAGCAUGUCUGUUAAAAAAAAGAAAGCCAAAAGUUGGUAAGCAGAAGCCUCCACUGGUUCUACUGAGCUAAGCUCUAGCAAACAGUGACAGUUGCUGGGCUUAGUUCAGUCAGAAAGCUUUUGGCUCUCUAUUGGAAGUAGUGGAGGCAGGGAGCUGCAUCCGCUGGACCCCAGGUAAGAAGGCAAACCAUUCUAAAACGGUUGACUACUUAAAAUGGUCGAGGCAUCAUGGUACUCCUGUAGUAGUUAUGGUGCUUGGAGUGCUCCAUUAAACAAUAAAGUAAGAGAACCAGAUGGACCUUUGUAAGUCUUUGUAUUGGCUUCCCAUGGUCUAGAAUACAUUAGCUCUGCAUUUGUAAUAUAUAUAUAUAUAUAUAUAAACACACAUAUACACACACACACACACACAUACACAUACACACACUCACUCUUGCUCGGAUGGUCAGCAAGUUGUAGUAGUAUUUGCAGGAUUUCCAGAUCUAUUUAUAAUACUGCUCUCGCUUUUUACCUUACAGGAAGUUACUUUGCAAGAGAUGCCUCUUACUCUCAUAACUAUUCACCAAAAAACAGUGAUGGUAAAAGAACAAUGUUUGUGGCUCGUGUGCUAAUAGGAGAUUUUAUUACUGGGAAUUCUACUCUAAGACGACCACCAUCCAAAUCUGGGAGCAUGACCCACUUUUAUGACAGCUGUGUGGACAACAUAUACCAACCGACCAUCUACGUGGUGUUUGAAAAACAUCAGAUUUAUCCAGAAUACCUUAUAGAGUAUAAAGAGGAGGAGAAGAAGUCCUGCUGCAUUAGCUAAACGUGUCAAUGUCUGACUUAAUGGAACGACUGUAUGAAGCAAAAAUAUCAGGAGAAUAAAUACUGCAACAUUAUUUAAAUACUUUAAAUAUAUUUGCCACUUUCCCUAAAGAAGUUAAACUGUUUAUGUAUAAAUUGUGAUGUUCAAUAGAAAUUAUGAACAUAGUAUCUAAACCAUGCUCUCCUCAAAAUUGGCUAUUGUUGCCACCAUGCACCAUGAAAUCACAUUCUUAAAGGGAUUCUCCAGUGCCAGGAAAACAAAUCCGUUUCCCUGGCACUAGAGAAUCCUGGAGUCCCCUCCCGCCCCCCCUAUGGGGAAAUACAAAUAACUAUAUAUGACACAGGUCUUAUGGCUUAUAUGCUGACUCUCUCCUCCUCCUUUGUGGCUCAUAAGAACACAAUAUCACAUAUGGAGGGCUUGUUCAGAAGCCAGUGUUCUGUGUAUAUAGAAACAAAAAAUUUAAAAUGCUCUCACGCAAAAUAGUUUUUGAGCGUGAGCGUUUAGCUAGAGAAAUAGUUAACAAUGUUAAAUAUGCACUUAACCAAAUCGUAAAGAGAGCAAGUGUUUAUUAUCAAAGCCUGUUGGCUAAACCUAUAUUAGAGACUGAUAUCCACAUUAUUCUGGUAAUUAACAUACCAAACCAUCUCACCUAACUUCUUAACAGUGCGAUAAUUCCCUUACAUUGGCAAAUAAAUGAAUAGCGCCAGAUAUUGAAAUGGUACAACUAUAAUGGUUUCCAUAAAUCAGUCAGAGGUUUAGCCAAUAGGCUUUGAUAAUAAACACCUGCUCGCUUUACUAUUUAACAUUGUUAACUAUUUCUCCAGCUAAACGCUCACGCUCCAAAACUAUUUUGCGUGAGAGCAUUUUGAAUUUUUCAUUUCUAUUUUCAAUAUAGGGGUUAAGCCCCGAGACAUUACUGGAGGGUCUCUCUGGUGAUCUAAUUUAGUAAGGGUGGACCUGCAAGCACUGCCCACCUUAGCUGAAUAUAUUUUGAUAUUCAGUGAUCGGUGUACACCUGUUAUCCAACUGCUUAAAGACUGCACUGACAUCCCUCCAAGACUACUGGCUGUACAGAAUGGCAAAAGUUACAAUACAUGUGUCUCUAAACACAAAUUAUGCUUGCUAUACAGAAUAUAUACAGCUUUGAUACUUUUUGUAGCAAAACUGAUAAGGGAUUGCUCUUUCUCUUCCUGUGAAAUUAGUUGUGUAUUAGUUAAUAAACAAUACACAAGAUCCAGCGCACUCUCCUAUCUACUAAACAGCAACUUCAAUGUUGACAGAUUUGAUUAUUUUUUUUUUAAAGUUUUUUCUAAAGGUUUUUUUAAAAAACACCUAAUCUAGGCAAAAAAUAAUGGGGAUUUAGUUACAUUAUAUGAUCAUACAUCACCCCAUAGUUACAUUAUAUGAUCAUAGCAGCACCCCAUUUAAGCAUGUUCAGGUGAGUGCAACCACCCCCCAUGUUUCAUAUAUAUAUAUAUAUAUUUGGGAAUCUAGCCAACUCCGUGGUUUUGCAUCCCUCCCUGUUGCAGGUGCCUCAUUUCAGGUCUCUAUUUAGCCUUGUACCGCCUCAGAGAGCCUCAGAUGGAAAGUGAGUGAGUUAUUCACAUAAAAGUAGACAUUAGACUGUGAGAGUAGAACCUGCCAAAGAUGGGGUACAUUGAAGUUGUGGCAGGCUUAUACAAUGUAUGAUCAUAUAAUGUAACUAAAUCCCCAUUAUUUUUUGCCUAGAUUAGGUGUUUUUAAAAAAAAAAAAACCUUUAGAAAAAACUUUAAAAAAAACGAAUAAAAUCUGUCAACAUUGAAGUUGCGGUUUAGUAGAUAGGAGAGUGCAGUGGAUCUUGGGUAUUGUUUAUUGUAUAAUAUGGCCCCCAGCAGCACGCCAUUUAAGCAUGUUCAGGUGAGUGCAACCACCCCCCCAUGUUUCAAAAAAUGAGUUAUAUGUAGAAGGUUUGCUAUAAUUAAAGGAUCACUAUAGUGUCAGGAAAACAAAGCGGUUUUCCUGACACAAUAGUGCUCUGAGGGUGUCCACCUAUGGACGCUCUGCACGAUGGAGUCAUAAUAUGCCUCCAGCGUCACAGAUGCGCCUCUAGUGGCUGUCCGGAAGAUCGCCACUAGAGGCUGGCUUAACCCCAAAUGUAAACAUAGCAGUUUCUCUGAAACUGCUAUGUUUGCAUCUGAAGGGUUAAAACCUGAGGGACCUGAUACCCAGACCACUUCAUUGAGCUGAAGUGGUCUGGGUGACUAUAGUGUCCCUUUAAUGAAUACUAAACGAAUAUUGUUGAACAUCUAGAGCGUGUGGAUCAUGUAUACCUGUCUUCAGCCUUUGUAUAACUUCUGCAUAUACCAUGAUGCACCCCUGGUGUCUCAUCCAUCAAGUGACCUUGUUCGGUUUUUUUUGUUUGUUUGUUUUUCACCACUGCCUUUCUACUUUGUUUUUUUUUC